Molecule: messenger RNA, 1338 nt
Organism: Cyprinodon variegatus (sheepshead minnow)
Lineage: Eukaryota; Metazoa; Chordata; Actinopteri; Cyprinodontiformes; Cyprinodontidae
Gene: pirt
Product: phosphoinositide-interacting regulator of transient receptor potential channels
Exons: 2
Coding region: 588-992 (134 amino acids)
Biological process (GO): positive regulation of cation channel activity; phosphatidylinositol-mediated signaling
Molecular function (GO): transmembrane transporter binding; phosphatidylinositol bisphosphate binding
Source: RefSeq, a predicted model, not a curated record
UCAGUGAGCAAAACUACAACUUGCAGAUUAUAGCCGGGGGCUGCUUUAGGAUCAAUGUUGUGCCAACACGUUGGAAAGUCUGCGUGGGGGUGACUGCCUGCUUCAUCAAUCUGUCAGAGCCAUUUCCUGAUCACUGCCCUGCUCUGCUGCUCUGUGUGACGAAAAAGAAAAACCUCUAUGAUUGAAAGCACUCCAACUGUUCUGGCGUCUGCUUUAAUGCACUGACUCCUGUGGGGAAGAGAGAGGUUCUUCUGAGAAGACAAGCUUCUUAGCCUGGAUUCAACAUGAGGAAGGAGCGUCUGUGAUGGUGUGUGAUGGUGAGACUGUGGUGGCCACAGGGUUUUCCUUGGAGGAGGUGCAGGAAGCACAAGAGGGUGGGCAGUGGAUUGUUCAGGAACAAAAAUCUGCCUUGAUGCUUUUUAUUGGUUCCUCUGGUCAGGCAGUGGGAGGAAGUUUUUUCCUCAGCUUAUUCUUUAGAUUUCUGAGUGUUUUUGCAUCUUUAUGUGACUCUAACCUGUAAAAACAAGAAGACUUGAUCCAAAUCUUAAGGAGUUAUUUUAUUCGUCUGUAGAGUCACCCAGGAGGUCAUGCCAGGCAGCCCAGAGAACAUCCCACUGGGGGAGUGCACACUCUCCCAGUCCCAGGACCAGCUGACACCCCCGAGCCAUGAAGUGAGCACAGUCUUCACUCUGUCCCGUAGUGAGUCCCUCUGGACCACAGACCCCCCACCGAAAAAAUGUGAAGUCUUCUGGUUUCCCAUUCACUUCAUGUCCACUGGAGGGAGCUUCCUGGCCUGCGGCAUCGUCAUCAGCGGCCUUUACUUUGCCGGCCAGUGCAAGAAGGUCACCAACAUCCUGGGACCGGCCCUGCUCUCCGUAGGGCUGAUGAUUUUUGUGGUGGGAAUGGUCCUCAUCCCGAUCACUAAGGAGAACAGAAAGUCAAACAUGAAGAGGCCCCUCAGUUAUUACAAACCCCCGGUUUUUAAUGUGUGAUGCUCUGAAUCAUUUCCUACAAAACCUCAAUGACUGGGAGAGAAAAACAUGUUCAGCAUGGGAUAUACCGGAAAUAUUACUGAUGUGAUUCAGGGUGGAGGCCUUUCUGUUAACCUGGCUCAGCAGAACUCACCUUGCUGUCCUGAAUGUGCAUGAAUAUAUUGGCAUCAGCUGCUGAGAACAGAUGAGACAAUAAAAGGGGUUUUAAAAAAUGCAUUUAUUAAAACAUUUACUGACAUUUUGUUCAAGAGGAUCGAAAACAAAGAGACCAUUUUAAACAUUCAUGGGUGAAACAAGUGAAUGAGUAAAGUUUUCUAAUGUUGUAGUGAACAUGCUGACUUCUGAA